Molecule: messenger RNA, 3004 nt
Organism: Gaeumannomyces tritici R3-111a-1
Lineage: Eukaryota; Fungi; Ascomycota; Sordariomycetes; Magnaporthales; Magnaporthaceae
Product: nitrogen metabolic regulation protein
Exons: 1
Coding region: 951-2606 (551 amino acids)
Source: RefSeq, a predicted model, not a curated record
GCUCCCUUGGCCCCCGAAAGAAGAAGGAAAAAGAAAGAAGAGCGUUUGCACCCCAGACGGGAAAUUCGCCCAUUAACACCCACCAAGCGAAGCCCAUCGCGGCUUCCCCAAGGCCGCUGCCGGCUCCUUUUUUUUUCUUUUUUUUUUUGUCGUUUGCCGCCCGCUUCCUUUUUUUCCUUUUCUUUUUUUGUGUUCCUGUGGCGCCGACUCCAUCUUUUCCUGUUUGUCAUCUACUUCUGCGCCGCUUCUUUUGGUUCUUAUUUUAUUUUUAUUCUCCCUGCCAUCCCCUAAGGUACCUACCUCCGCGUGCACGCCCCUAUAUCGGACCUAACCUUGUGCCCGUCUUCCAAAAACUCACAUCGUCUCAAACCGGUUCGUGCUUGUUAGAGGACUUUCUUCUCCGCCGGGCCCAUCUCCACCUCAAUAUUUUUUGUUGGUCUUGGUGCAACAUCCAGGUUGUUACUGUCAAACAAGCGCUCGGCCAGACUGAACUGUCGUGUUCCCGUCCGCAGCCACCUGUUGGGGGAGCUCCUAAAUCGGAUCUCUUAUCAGUCGCCGCUCGACUGCUGCGGAACGGGACAAUCCAGUGACUGACGCUCCCAGUUUGCUCAGGCGACACUCGUCACCGUGUCUGUCACCGUUCGCGAAAUCUGGGACACCAAAACGAAGGAGGGAACAAAGUGAGAAUUUCACUGCAGCUCGGACAGCUCAGGCCAACCUGAGGCACGGAUAGAGAAAGCAAAGCAAAGAGAAGGAAACAGGUCGGAGAGCCUGCGCAAGCCGGGACGGGCAGGACUGAUUCAGCAAGGAAUUGAGCUAGCCUUGAACCUAGGUUGACGGGGCCUUGAGAGCCGCAUCCUCGCUCGGGAUCAGGACCUGGACUCAGCCUGGCGCCUGAGCCCGCCCGAGGUGCUUCGUCUCGUUGGACCGAGCCAGGCCGCCUGCAUCAAAUGCCCGGCGAAAUCCUAGCAGACCUUGCCAUACGGCCAGUGGUCUCAAAUACAGGACCCCGCCCGGUCAAGGCCAUUCACUCGGGGACAGCCUCGGCCGCGCCGACGACGACAACCACCUCCCCCAGGAGCCUCUCUGUCGCCAUCAACAGCGGCGCAUACACCCACCAGAGCCACCCGGCAAAUACCCACUGCCAGCAGCAGCAGCAGCAGCCGCCCUUGGGCGCCGAGGUCGAGCAGCACCUGCGCUGCCACAAGCACAAGCUGUCGUCGUACUCGGACGGCAGCCCGCUGAGCCAGUCGCGCAACAACUCGCUGACCUUCCGCCCCGCCAAGCGCCAGAUGGCGACCCCGGACCAGACCAUCGCCGUCAUCAACGCGAGCGGCCGCCAGACGGCCUCGCUGAUCCGCUACUGCACCGCCGUCGGCUUCAAGGUGCGCGCCCAGCUGCGCAACACCGACGGCGUCAUCGCCACCGAGGUCUGCACCAACCCCAACGUCGAGGUGCUCGUCGGCGAGCUCUACACGCGCGGGCCCUCGGCCUCCAAGUCGGACGUCUCGGCCGAGGGCCCGCUCUCGGGCAUCGGCGUCAACCGCGCCCUCGUCUCGGAGCUGUUCCGCGGCUGCCAGCUCGCCUUCAUCAACACCACCUUUUACGGCGACGAGGUGGCCAUCGGCAAGGCCGUCGCCGACGAGGCCAAGCGCGCCGGCAUCCAGCACUACGUCUACUCGUCCAUGCCCGACCACGCCGCCUACGACCCGGCCUGGCCGAGCCUGCCGCUGUACAGCUCCAAGCACAAGGUGGAGGAGUACGUGCGCUCCAUCGGGCUCGAGGCCACCUUUGUCUACGCCGGCAUCUACAACAACAACUUCACCUCGCUCCCCUACCCGCUCUUCUGCAUGGAGCUCCAGCCCGACGACGGCUCCUUUGCGUGGCAGGCACCCUUCCACCCGGACGCCAAGCUGCCUUGGGUCGACUGCGAGCACGACUUUGGCACCGCCAUCCUGUCCAUCUUUAAGGAAGGGCCCCGACGCUGGGGCGGCGGCCGCCGCGUGCCCAUCGCCUUCGAGAUGCUGACGCCGCGCGAGGCCUGCCGCCGCUUCGCAAAGGGCGUGGGCCGGCCGGUCCGGUACGUGCGGGGCCCCAUCGAGGUCAAGGUCAAGAUACCCGAGGGCUACCGCGUCCAGCUCGACAUGGUCGAGCGCCUGUACUCGCUCGGCGCCGACGACCCGGCCCGCCAGCCCCCCUACUUUGGCGACCGCGAGAUGGAGGCGGCGUGCCCGGGCGCCGCGCUCGAGCUGUGGGGCGGCCCGCGCCUGCUCGAGGAGUACGCGCGCGAGGAGUUCAUAAUCGAGGAGCAGGCCAACGGGCUCAAAUGGAUGCUGGACGACGGCCACAGGAAUAGCGGCGCGCCACACUCCAACCACCACAAUAGCCACCACCACAACGGCGACCCGGGCGUUCACCACGGUAACGGGAACGGCCACAGCAACGGCCAUAGCCACGACAGGGGGGAGGAGGACGGCGGGAGGGAGGUGACGCAGGCUUCGGACGACGACGACGACGACCGAGACGACGACGACGAUGACGACGAUGAUGACGAUGGGCUCGUCAUGACCGGACCGAAGCGUCUUGAGGAGAAGUGGCUGGCGUGAAGCCUUCGCGGUAGUCGCGAAACUCUCGCCUGGGGUUCCACCUUUUUGACCUCAACCAUCAUCCCACCUCCAUCUUCUCCCCUCUCUUUCUCACGAGCCACGCCACAUUUCAUGCCGCAACGUCAGGCGCAUCAUCAAAGCGAUUUUCCCUUCUUUUCCCUCUGCAUAUCCUCUUUUUAGCUCUCCACGCACCAACGAAAAACAAGAGAUGAGCGAGUAGGCGGGGAGUCCCGAUUAUCCCACACAGUUUGUGGUUCAUUUUCAUCAGUCGAUAUGUGAUGAUCAAGUCGAGGGUAACGAAACCCGGGAAAAAAAGAAUAAAGGACACUGGAGAAAAAAUAUCAGACAUCUGCCCCUGGGCCAUUGGGCGAGUCCUAAUAGUCUCGCCGCGCUGUCUU